This is a messenger RNA of Salvia hispanica, 1260 nucleotides long. Its product is annotated as epoxide hydrolase 3-like. Lineage: Eukaryota; Viridiplantae; Streptophyta; Magnoliopsida; Lamiales; Lamiaceae. The record is from RefSeq and is a predicted model, not a curated record. Gene Ontology annotation, molecular function: catalytic activity.
UACACUUAAAUCGCAUUUCCAAGAAAACGGGGCAGAUAGAUAAAUGGAAGGCAUUGAGCACAGAAGCGUUCAAGUAAACGGCAUAAACAUGCACGUCGCCGAGAAAGGCAAAGGCCCCGUCGUGCUCCUCCUCCACGGCUUCCCCGAGCUCUGGUACACGUGGCGCCACCAGAUCGUGGCGCUCGCCGCUCUCGGAUACCGCGCCGUGGCUCCCGACCUCCGCGGCUUCGGCGACUCCGACGCCCCGGCCGACGCCGCCAGCUACUCGUGCCUCCACGUGGCCGGCGACAUUGUGGCGCUCAUAGAGUCCCUCGCCGCCGGCCAGCCGGUUUUCCUUGUGGCUCACGACUGGGGCGCCAUGGUCGGCUGGUACCUCUGCCUCUUCCGCCCCGAUUUGAUCAAGGCCUUCGUCUCCCUCACCGUGCCGUUUCGCCCCCGCCAUCCCACCGUCAAGCCCAUCGCCGGCAUGCGUGCUUUCUUUGGAGACGAUUACUACAUGUGCAGAUUGCAGGAAGUCGGAAAAAUAGAAUCAGAAAUAGCAGAAUACGGAGCGGAAGCAGUGAUAAAGAAGAUCCUAACGGAGCGAAGGCCGGGGCCGCCCCUUCUCCCGAAAGAAAAGCCAUUCGGAGAGGACCCGAAGAGCAUCAAGCUGCCGCAUUGGUUCACUGAACAAGACCUCAAAUACUACGCUCGUAAAUACGAGCAGAAGGGCUUCACUGGCGGCCUCAAUUACUAUCGCGCCCUCGAUUUGAACUGGGAGCUGACGGCGGCGUGGACGGGGGCAAAGGUGAGAGUUCCGGUGAAGUACAUAGUAGGGGAUCUGGACAUGGUGUAUACAACGCCGGGGGUGAAGGAGUACGUGUCGGAAGGAGUGUUCAAACAGGACGUGCCGUUGCUGGAGGAAUGCGUGGUGGUGGAAGAUACCGGCCACUUCAUCAAUCAAGAGAGGCCUAAUGAGGUUAAUGCUGCUCUUCAUCAAUUUUUCACCAAGUUUUAUUAGCAGUAUGCCAGUAUCUUUCAUUUUCGAAUUUGGAUUUCCUCGCCAUAUAUAUCCAAAUCAUUAAAUUAUGUAGUAUGAGCUACUACAAUCUAGAUUCAAAACUAAAUUGAGUUGAAAAUUGAGUUAGCAUAGGCCCUUUUUAUGUAAUUUUGUUUAAGAGACCAUAAUGAGUUGUUCAUGCCUCUUGGUGGCCAAAUAAAUGUAUAAAUGUUUGUCACUAUGAAUCUACCGUAUUGUUAUAUGCUAGUAUCUUUGAUACG